UGACAACAGGUGCAACAGCUGCUAAUGCUAGAUCCCCUCUUUUUUAGUGCUCCAAAAAACCAAACCAAAAGUGCUAAUUAAUAACCAAAUAAAGAAAGGAAGGAAGGAAAAUCUAUAAAAUAAUAAACAUAAUUUAAUCAAAAAAGAAAAUGGGAAAGCUGCUGAGCCUACUGUCACGCGAUGACUCGAAUUGUUGCGCAGCCAAGUCCUAUGAUGUCUUCCUGGAUUUCGAGAAUGCCGCACCCACGGAAACGGAACGCGAGGUCUACGAUGAGGUGGAGCGAGUACUCCGGGAAUCGGAGGAGGUGCUCGAGCAGAUACAGAUCUAUCGGGGUGCUGGCAAAGAAAUUCGAGAAGCCAUCGCUGAUCCUUCCCCGGAGGUAACUGGAAAGGCCUGGGCGGCAGUGCUGCCGUUGGUGAAUAAACUGAAACGCUGCUACGAACACUCCAUGGAGCUGGACAAGAUUGUGCCCAAGCUGCUGGGCCAGCUGGUGGGCGGGAAGUUGAAUCCAACACAGCACCUGGAGACACAGCAGGCGCUGGUCAAGCAGCUGGCCGAGAUCUUGGAGUUUGUGCUAAAGUUCGAUGAGUACAAGAUGAAAACCCCCGCCAUACAGAACGACUUCAGUUACUACAGACGCAUCGUAAGCCGACAACGUCUGGACUCUACGGAGAACAUGCUGGUCAGCACGGAGCUGGCCAACCGGAUGUCCCUCUUCUACGCCCAUGCCACGCCUAUGCUCAAGGUACUGAGCGAGGCCACCUCAAAGUUUGUCAAUGAUAAUGCCGAUGAUGUCCAGAACACGACAGAGACACUCGGCACCAUGGCCAAGGUGUGCCUGAGGAUGCUCGAGAAUCCAAAACUGCUGCAGCAGAUUGAGCGGGAGGACACGAAAAUGCUGGUGCUCCGUGUGAUGGUGGGCCUGGUGAUCCUCUACGAUCAUGUCCAUCCGGAGGGGGCCUUCGUCCGGGGCGCCCAUGUGGAUGUGAAGGGAUGUGUGCGGCUGUUGCAGGCGCAGCCAGCCAUCAAGGCGGAGCCCCUGCUCAACGCCCUGCGGUACACGACAAAGCAUCUGAACGAGGAGAACACGCCGAAGAACAUACUCCGCAUGCUGGCCGCAUAAUAUCGGAUAAUAUUAUGGGAGAGAUUGAGGAGAGAAUCGAGAGAAGAUAAUUCAUUAACGUUAAUUUUAUGUGUAUGCGUAUCGAUUUAAAUGGUUUUAUUUUAUUUAUGUAAUUAGUAGGCCUCUGUAUUAUUUGUAAAGAUUGUGAACGCGAGUGUGUUGUGUGCUGGGAGA
This is a messenger RNA of Drosophila bipectinata, 1298 nucleotides long. Its product is annotated as CYFIP-related Rac1 interactor B. The record is from RefSeq and is a predicted model, not a curated record. Gene Ontology annotation, molecular function: small GTPase binding. Gene Ontology annotation, biological process: regulation of actin filament polymerization. NCBI's taxonomy places the organism in Eukaryota, Metazoa, Arthropoda, Insecta, Diptera, Drosophilidae.